CUGAAAGCUGGCAGAAAACGUGAUGGCACCCCUGAGAAACCAGUGAGUCCCAAUCAGUCACAGACAGAAGAAGACAUUGUUCCUGUCAGGAAGCAAGUUCUAGAUGGUGAAGAUAUCAGAGCUUUGGCUAUUGAUCAUCUGGAGUUAGCUAAAGUACGCGUUCCUAAGCCCCCUUCAUCAGCUAGCUGUAAAGAGAUAAUAAGCAACAAAGUCACCGUACGGAAGCUGAAACCCCAGGCAGAACUAGAUAAACCAAGAAGCAAACAGAUCUUAAUUGCCAAGCCAGCUCCACCUUAUGCUGCUCUCAAACUAGAGGAUUCGACAGGUUUGGUUGGGCCACGAUUUGAUCGGAGUGGUAACAUCAUUCCAUACAGUAUUCUUGGAAGUGUGGAAGACUUCAGGCAAGAAGCUGCCAAUCAUGGACUUUUUGAGCAGACAAAGUUGGAAGCCAUUCCUAAAAAGCCAACGACUCCAAGAGUGAAGUAUGAGAAGAAGCUAAAGAUUGAGCCAAAGCCACGAGACUCCUUCCUUGAUGAAAAUAAUGCUCUCAUCAAUUGGCAAAGUAAACUGAUAGACAGGAAAAAGCAGCAAGGCCACAUAUCAAAAUUGCUUGAGAAAUCAGUAUCAUCGUUACUGAUGAACCUUGGUGACGAUUAUCGCAAAACACAGGAAGAUCGCUAUCUCAUUGAAAGAUCAAUACCAGCUGUAGACUAUGGCAGAGGAUAUCGUAUUGGCAGUGAGUUCUGGAGUCAGCAAGAGAGAAUAGGAGAUGAUUUGUCUGGAAUUCACAUGACACUCACUGAGACCGAGAGAGGCUACCCCCCACCUAUCGAGCACAUUGGUCAACCAACAGCUGUUAAGAAGGAAAUCGGUGCUCAACUGGAUUCCUCAAGGCCAGGGACUUCUAUUAAUUAUCCCUGGCAUCAGUCCAAGUAUCUGAAGGACCGGAGACAGCAGCUUGAUAAUGUCAUGCUGAAUUUAGAUCCGCACACACCAGACCUCAGCAAGUUGCAGAUUAUUGGAAGGAAUAAUCCAUAUGCAAACCAAAUGGAUAAACAUACAUCUGAAGAUGCAAAGAUUCCUGAGAUGACAAGUCUGAAGCCUAAUAUAAGUAAAACUACAGUUCGUAAUGAUGUAACUGAAGAACAAACUGGUCCAUGUUUACAACUUCAUAGUUUUACAGCAUCUUGGAGUGGUGAUAGCCACAGUAACAAAGGGUUUACAGCCCAUGUAGCUAGAGUCACAUUUGAAGUGUACGCUGGCGAACCGAUCACCUCAUAUUUGAAUCUUGUCAACAAAGGCACUACUACCAUUUACUAUGACUGGAAGAAAAUUCCAAAACUGAACUCAUUUGAGGGAUGUGCGUCUCCAAAAGUGCAACGCUUUUACUUCAACACAAGCAGUGGAGUGUUGUUGCCAGGUGAGAGCCUCAAGUUCCCGUUUGCCUUCAAAUCACCGAAUGCUGGCAUCUUUUCAGAGACAUGGCAGUUGGACACAAGACCUGUUCUGUGCGGCGGUGCUGCUUUGCAAGUAGCACUGCGUGGAAUAGCACUCCAAGAAGACAAAAACAAGCGGCAGCGUGACCAGAUUGAGCAAAAUCUGUUUACGAAGCAAGCAGUGAUGACUGCACGCCGCAUCCUAGAAGACUUAAUUGAUGGGAUACGUACACCUGAAAGACCAUGCUCCCCUGUGGAUGCUUACAUCACUCAAGAGGAGUUAUUCCAGCAACAUAACAAAGGAGUGUACUAUUCAAAUGAGAUAGUCAGUCAGUUGAAUCACUUGCACUCUGAGCAGUUUGAUGAGGAUGCUAGACCCAGUCAUUCAUGGGAUCUCUCCAUUAAGACUUUGAGAAAGGACUUCUUGGCACUUGAGAAUGAAGGAAAAAGGGAAGAUCUUUUGACAAAGAUGAAUGCUGCCAUUACCUGUCUGUACUUCCCUCCAUUAAACCCCAUCCAGCAAGAGAUGUACAGAGUAGGAUACCAACUGCUCAUCAAAGCAGUAGAUAAUAUUGUGACACAGGCAAGCCUUAUUCGAGAUCAUCUUGGACUGCCAACAAAGGAUGUAGAAAUGCCAGAUACAGAUCAGAUUCUUGGUGCUAAUGACCAUCUAAGAGGAGGUGAAAUCAAGAAGAAAAAGAAGGAACAGAAGGAAGAAGAGGUUAAAAAGGAUGGUAAAAAGGAAAACAAGAAAGGCAAGAAAGAGUUGGAUCUCAUCGUCAGGAAUUCCCGCCAUUGCGGCUGCUGUGGCCGCACCAAUCCGGAAGGAAAGAGAAGUAUAUCGGGUAUCAUGAAUGCCAAUGAAGCCAAGGGCCCGCCUUAA
Molecule: messenger RNA, 2319 nt
Organism: Acanthaster planci (crown-of-thorns starfish)
Lineage: Eukaryota; Metazoa; Echinodermata; Asteroidea; Valvatida; Acanthasteridae
Product: MYCBP-associated protein-like
Source: RefSeq, a predicted model, not a curated record